Molecule: messenger RNA, 972 nt
Organism: Lachancea dasiensis
Lineage: Eukaryota; Fungi; Ascomycota; Saccharomycetes; Saccharomycetales; Saccharomycetaceae
Source: the annotation of a GenBank genome assembly
AUGACGAUGCUUGCGCGGUUGUCUCAUAAGGAAAUUUUGCAAUUGGCCAAAAGGGCAGUCAUCCCGCCGCUGAGUCCGGAGUUCCACAAGGGCCAAUGUGGGCGAGUAUGUGUGGUAGGCGGGUGUGAAGACUACACGGGUGCUCCUUAUUUUAGUGCCCACUCUGCAGCUCUUUUUGGUGCUGAUCUGACACAUGUGUUGUGCGAGUUGAACGCAGCGCCGGUGAUCAAGGGCUACACUCCCAAUCUGAUGGUGCAUCCCUACUUGCGCCAGGCUGGUUCGGACGGACCACCUUCCAUGGACAAGAUCCGGGGACUGUUGGACCGCAUGCACGUUUGCGUGGUGGGUCCCGGUCUGGGUCGGGAUCGCCAAAUGCUAGACUCGGUUGUUGAAAUCCUGGAGUACCUAACGACUGCGCACAAAGGGGAAGUCCCGGUGGUGCUGGACGCAGAUGGACUAUUUUUGAUCUCGGACUCCCGCUACUCGGAGAGGAUGUGCGCAAUUCUGCGCGCUUUUAAGCCAGGGCGACUAGUUUUGACCCCCAAUGUCGUGGAAUUCAAGCGGAUUCUGGACCGCCUAGGCUGCGAAUCAGGCGCCGAGGUAGCCCGCGCCUUGAAGUGCGUAGUCGUGGAGAAGGGCACUGACGACUGCAUCUGGUUUGAGGGCUCCGAGCCGUUGAAAUGCUCGGCCACGGGCUCCAGCAAACGGGUAGGGGGCCAGGGCGACACUCUAACGGGGGUAAUAGCCACAAUGCUAGCUUUUAGUCGUGCUACGCACGACUUCCGCAUCUGGCAACCUCCUGAGACCCUGGAAUGGCUACCGAUGGUCGUGACUAGUUGCUACGUGGGAAGCGCCAUUACCCGCGAGUGUGCACGUCUAGCCUACGAAAAGGUCGGUAGAUCCAUGCAAACCACAGACGUCAACGACCGCGUAGGGCACGCUUUUGAGAGACUGCUUGGUGAACGAGAUUAG